AUGGCGGUAAUAUUCCAGUUUUUCGGAGUGGGUGUAACAAGUAUAGCAGAAGUAUUUAUGUAUACUUGGCCAGCAGAACAUUUAAUGUAUACGAGUAAAGACGUCGCACAAACAGCGUUUAAUCUACUCGAAAACAAUCAUUUAAUUGAAAUAUGGAAAUGUUUGCAAAUUAUUAUAAUGAGAAGUCAAAAAUCAAUAACAGUGUCAAUACCUUGUUUUCUGCCCGAAUUAUCUCUCAGUUACUUUACAUCGUAUCUUUCAACUAUACUCUCUUAUUUUACAACUCUGCGAGUAAUGAUGGACGAUCAUAAUAAUAAUUAAAUAUAAAC
Mycetomoellerius zeteki is the source of this 329-nucleotide messenger RNA. RefSeq lists its product as uncharacterized. Gene Ontology annotation, cellular component: plasma membrane. Gene Ontology annotation, biological process: detection of chemical stimulus involved in sensory perception of smell; sensory perception of smell. Bases 1 to 321 code for a protein of 106 amino acids. The record is from RefSeq and is a predicted model, not a curated record. Gene Ontology annotation, molecular function: olfactory receptor activity; odorant binding. The transcript is spliced from 3 exons. Lineage: Eukaryota; Metazoa; Arthropoda; Insecta; Hymenoptera; Formicidae.